Molecule: messenger RNA, 2951 nt
Organism: Amaranthus tricolor (Joseph's coat)
Lineage: Eukaryota; Viridiplantae; Streptophyta; Magnoliopsida; Caryophyllales; Amaranthaceae
Product: glutamine--tRNA ligase, cytoplasmic-like
Exons: 23
Coding region: 315-2699 (794 amino acids)
Biological process (GO): translation; glutaminyl-tRNA aminoacylation
Cellular component (GO): cytoplasm; cytosol
Molecular function (GO): ATP binding; glutamine-tRNA ligase activity
Source: RefSeq, a predicted model, not a curated record
GGCGUCCAAACGGCAAACUGUUCUAUUUCCCGUUUUUGUUUCUUCUCGACCAGUAGACCACCACUCUAUCGCCGCCUUAAUCUGAAUAAUCAAUUCCAGAAACCCUCGUUAAUCCAUUCUUCAUUGAUCUUCCUGUGAGAUUCAUUUCGAAAUAUUCUUCUAAUUUAAUAACUAAAUUAGGGAAUAAUAAUAAUUAUAAAUUAUAAUAAUUAUAAAUUAAAAUUUGUGCUUGUGAAGCACGCAUUGUAAUUCUACUUGACUGCAGCUACUUGUUCGAAGAUUCUUGUGCCUAAAUCCCUAAUCUGUUCUUCACCAUGCCGACGAAAUUAUCGGAGAACUCAGAGAAUGCAGUUGAACUUUUCCUGAAAAUUGGAUUGGAUGAGAGGGUUGCUCAUAAUACUAUUGCCAAUUCUAAGGUUACCAGUAAUCUUUUGGCUGUAAUUCAUGAGGCUGGUGUUACUGAUGGAUGCAACCGGACUAUUGGUAAUCUUCUUUACACGGUUGCAACAAAGUUCCCCACAAAUGCUCUUGUGCAUAGGCCGGUAGUAGCUGAAUACAUCGUGUCUUCGAAGAUUAAAACACCAGCUCAAUUGGAAGCAGCUUUUACAUUCUUCUCAAGUAUUGGUUCUGAAAAUUUUAACUGCAGUGACUUUGAAAAAGCUUGUGGAGUUGGUAUUGAAGUUUCCAAUGAAGAGAUUGAGCGUACUGUUGGUGAAAUAUUUGAGGAGAGUAAAACACUGAUUUUGGAGCAACGAUAUAAAACAAAUGUUGGGGACUUAUUUCGACGUGUUCGAGAGAGACAGGCAUGGGCUGAUCCAAAGAUUGUGAAGCAAGUAGUAGAUACAAAGCUAAAGGAGUUAUUAGGUGAAAGAACUGCAGCAGAUGAUGAAAAGCCAGUCAAAAAGAAAAAGGAAAAGCCUUCCAAAGUUGAGGAUCAAGUUGCAGCAGUUUCAGUAGCUCCUUUGCAGCUAUCUGAAGAAGAACUUAACCCAUUCUCUAUCUUUCCAUCACCAGAGGAAAAUAUUAAGGUCCAUACUGAAGUUUUCUUCAGUGAUGGUUCAAUUCUUAGAGCUUGCAAUACCAGGGAGAUUCUUGAGAAGCAUUUGAAGGUGACGGGGGGAAAGGUCUUUACCCGCUUUCCACCUGAGCCGAAUGGAUACCUUCAUAUUGGUCAUGCUAAGGCUAUGUUUGUUGAUUUUGGAUUGGCGAAAGACAGAGGUGGAUACUGCUAUCUAAGGUUUGAUGAUACAAAUCCAGAGGCUGAAAAACAAGAGUACAUCGACCACAUCAAAGAUAUAGUCAGAUGGAUGGGAUGGGAACCAUUCAAGGUAACCUACACAAGUGAUUAUUUCCAAGAUUUGUACGAUUUAGCUGUUGAACUCAUUAAGCGGGGUCAUGCGUAUGUUGAUCAUCAGUCUGCUGAUGAGAUAAAGGAGUACAGAGAGAAAAAGAUGAACGGUCCUUGGAGAGACAGACCUGUGGAAGAAUCUUUGAAACUUUUUGAGGAAAUGAGAAGGGGGAUGAUUGAGGAAGGGAAGGCAACACUGAGGAUGAAACAAGACAUGCAGAGCGACAACUUUAAUAUGUAUGACCUCAUUGCAUACAGAAUCAAGUUUGCCCGACAUCCUAAAGCAGGAGAUAAAUGGUGUAUUUACCCUAGCUAUGAUUUUGCGCAUUGCACUGUUGAUUCUCUGGAAAAUAUAACCCACUCACUUUGCACACUCGAAUUUGAGACAAGGCGGGCUUCCUAUUAUUGGUUAUUACAUGCACUUGACCUGUAUAUGCCUCAUGUUUGGGAGUAUUCACGGUUGAACGUUACAAAUACGGUGAUGUCAAAGCGCAAACUUAAUCGCCUUGUCACGGAAAAGUAUGUGGAUGGUUGGGACGAUCCGCGAUUGAUGACACUUGCUGGUUUGCGCCGUAGGGGUUUGUCACCAACAGCUAUAAAUGCUUUUGUUAGGGGUAUUGGGAUCACUAGAAGUGAUAAUAGCUUGAUCCGGUUAGAUCGCCUUGAGUAUCACGUAAGAGAAGAGCUAAAUAAAAUGGCUGCUCGCACAAUGGUUGUCUUACAUCCACUAAAGGUUGUUAUCACUAAUUUAGAAGCUGGUAGAGUAAUUGAACUUGAUGCAAAGAAGUGGCCAGAUGCUCAGACCAAUGAUACCUCAGCAUUAUACAAGGUACCUUUUUCCAAUGUGGUUUACAUUGAAAGUUCUGAUUUUCGAAUGAAGGAUUCAAAGGAUUAUUAUGGUUUGGCUCCUGGAAAAUCUGUCUUAUUGAGAUAUGCGUAUCCCAUUCGAUGCACUGAUGUGAUCUUUGGGGAGGACGAUGAAACAGUUGUAGAAAUUCGGGUGGAGUAUGAUUCUGAAAAGAAAACAAAGCCCAAGGGUGUCCUCCAUUGGGUUGCUGAGCCUUCUCCAGGUGUUGAUCCACUGAGAGUGGAGGUCAGACUCUUCGAUAAACUGUUCAAAUCUGAGAAUCCGGCUGAACUUGAUGAUUGGCUUGGAGAUUUAAACCCCAACUCCAAGAUUGUCAUAUCUGAUGCAUAUGCUGUUUCCGCUCUUCGAGAGGCUGUACUGGGCGACCGAUUUCAAUUCGAACGUCUCGGUUAUUUUUCUGUUGAUAAGGACUCCACACCUGAGAAAUUGGUAUUCAAUCGAACAGUGACAUUAAGAGACACCUAUACCAAAGGGGGCAAAUAGCCAGGUUUACCUUUUUAAGUUUUGAACUUAAACUUUUUGUUGAAUUAGAUUUUUGGAUUAAUUUUUGUAUGAUUUGAUACUUUAAAGCCUAAAAGGGUAAAAAAAAAAAAAAGAAUUGCUUGUAACAACUACAUCUCUCUUUCUACACAAUUGUUGAGAAUCAAUCAGUGUUCAUGUGUUCUUGCUUAUCGACAUUGUGAAACAUUGAUAAUGGAUAAUAAUACUUUUUCUCUCCCUUUGAAUUCGCUACAA